AUGAUCCGCAAUCACUAUAAGGUCGGGUCGUUGGCCGGCGGGUACGGCAGCGAUGAGGGCGCCGAUGGAGACUACAUCUAUAAGUAUGCGUGCGAUUGGGCCGACUGUGGCCGACGGUUCAAACGCAUAUACGAACUCCAACGCCAUUACCUGACUGUUCAUAAUUGCAAAAAGCCGUUCAAAUGCCACAAAUGCGACAAACGGUUCCAAAAGCGGAACUAUCUGUCAAAACACAAGUCUAUCUACCACUCGGGCACCGGUGCGCCGAAGAUGCCCUACCAGUGCGCGUACGAGGACUGCGGUCAGGUGUUUGACCAGCGCUUCAAACUGGUGGCGCACACUAACAGAGAACACACUCUGGAACUGCCGUUCGCGUGCGACCAGUGCUCGCGCCGAUUCUCAAUGCAGAGCUACCUGAGCCGACACAUGUCGCGCAUUCACUACCGGAAGUACCCGUGCGAGUCGUGCGGCCAAGAGUUUGACUCACGACCGGAGCUCAAUGUCCACUACACCGAUAACGCCGACCAUUUGCAGCACCCGUGCGAACAGUGCGACAAGAGGUGCGCCACACGUAACGGUCUAUUGAGGCACAUCCGGCAGCACCACCUUCAGGAGCGCGAGCACAAGUGCCCUGAGUUGGGCUGUGACGCGCAGUUCAUCACAGCGGAGAGACUGCGACAGCACGCGCUCACUCACGCGCCCGAAGCCGAGCGACGGACGCACUUGUGUGAGUGGCCGGGCUGUGACCGGGCGUUCAUUACGAGCUCAUCCCUGACCUAUCAUCGGCUGAUCCACACUGACGUCCGUGACUUCCGGUGCGAAUACCCGGACUGCGGGAAAGCGUUCCGCCAAAAGGGUUCGCUCGAUAAGCAUAAACAGAUGCAUCAGAUGGUGAAGCGCUUCUCGUGCUGUUGGCCCGCCUGUGACCAGACAUUCUCGCAGUCGUUUCAGAUAGACGUUCACGUGUGCCAACACCUCGGCCUACGGCCCUAUCGGUGCCAUUUGGACGGUUGUGACUCUCAAUACGCGAGUUCUAAUUAUUUGCGUAAACACUUAAGGGUUAAACAUUGUAUCACUGAUUAUAAGAUCAAAACCGUGACAACCGAAGCCGCCAAACAGUUCGUCACAAUCAAUAAAAUGAUUAAAUGA
This is a messenger RNA of Medioppia subpectinata, 1149 nucleotides long. The record is from the annotation of a GenBank genome assembly. Lineage: Eukaryota; Metazoa; Arthropoda; Arachnida; Sarcoptiformes; Oppiidae.